Messenger RNA from Phlebotomus argentipes, 3296 nucleotides. It is a transcript of the gene Marf1, whose product is annotated as meiosis regulator and mRNA stability factor 1. NCBI's taxonomy places the organism in Eukaryota, Metazoa, Arthropoda, Insecta, Diptera, Psychodidae. The record is from RefSeq and is a predicted model, not a curated record. The coding region runs from base 179 to 3205 and encodes 1008 amino acids. Gene Ontology annotation, molecular function: nucleic acid binding. The transcript has 5 exons.
CUGGAUUUCAUUCUGUGUGAAGAGCUCUUUGCGAGCAGUUGUACUGUAGCGUGAUUGUGUCUUAGUUUCUUGUGAAUUUCAGUGCGCCAAAAAGUAAUUCUUAUAGAAAAUUUACGGCAGAGCGUGUUGAAGAGUUUCAAAGGUGCAUCAAUUGAUAGAAAAUUACCGAGGGAAGAAAAUGGAACAACGCUCUAAACUCUCGUCACAGCGCGGCAGCUUUGAUUGGGUGGUUCCUGGUCAAAACAUGAGUCGCGGCGCGGCCGCCAAAGUCUAUCCCAAGCAGCGAUAUUCUCCGUAUUAUGGAAAACAUCCCAAUUCUUCUGUUGGCCAGCAGCAGCCAUCUUUGGCGCCUUCGGAGGGAGGAUUUGAGGCUGGUUGUACCAGUUUGACCAGCACUGCGGGCUCAGAUGCUAAAUCCUCGACUGUUACACUGCAAAUCAGCAAUCUGGACUCAUCAUUCAGCGAGACUAUGCUCUGGAAUUGCCUCGUUUCGAUGCUGAAGCCCAUAACUCCGGUGAUAUCCCUCAAGUUUGAGUCUCACUCCUGUGCUAAACUCACGGUGCCGUCGCAUAAUUUCGCCAAAUCAGUGAUAGCUCACUUGCAUCGCAAGAAAGUGGGACACAAGAGGAUUCUCGUGUCUUACAACAGGGAUAUCUCAUCCCAUGAGUACUCAACUCUGUGCUGCCAAGUUGCUUGUCUCCUCAAAGACAUUCCGGAUCACUCAUUGCCACUCUACAAGUUCAGAGAACUGUUUCAGUCCCGCUUCAAGAUGACCAUCAAUCAAAUGGAGUUGUACAAGAUGAAGGAUCUCUGCACAAUUUCCUUCAAUGAAUCUGGUGAUAAGUGCAUCACUCUCAAUUCGAAUUAUGUCCACUGCUUCACUGGCAAUCCAAUUAUGAACACUAAUCUUCAGCACAGCGUGCCAUACUGCAGAAUCCACUUCCAGCAGGAGCAAUUCAAAGGCUGGGCAGAGAUGGACAUUGAGCCAUUGCCCAACGUCAUGCUGACUCUCAGUCAGAUGAGGAUUAUUUUGCAAUCGCUGCUCAAGAGUCACCAGGGUGAUAUUCCCAUUGCAUCUCUGCUGUACUGCAUCAGAUGCACUUUGGACUUUCCAAUAUUUCCCAAUGAUAACGGCGUCAACUUUGAGCACUUGAUCAGCUGCAUCUCCGGCACGAAGAUCUGCAACAAUGCCUUUGGGAUUCGCAUCUUGACGUGGGGAGAGACAAAUGAUUUUCCUUCUGUGGACUCUUCCCCGCGAUCAUCCACGGAUCCGCUUCAUCAGAUUUCGAAGGAGGUCAUCGAGUUGCUAAAAGUCACCCCCAAAGCCACAUUGCAGUUCAAUAAGUUCAUCCCCGCGUAUCACAAUCACUUCGGGAAGCAGUGUCGGGUUGCAGAUUACGGCUACACGAGGCUCAUUGAUCUCUUCGAUGCACUGUCGGCUGUUGUUCAGGUCAUGGGAGAGGGUGAGAAUCGCCUGAUCACUCUCACGCAUCGCACGCAAAUUCGUCGCUUCACCGCUGAUCUCUACAAGGUGCUCAAGUGCCAGCUGAACAAGUCUCUGCUCCUGUCUCAGCUGUCCGAUGUAUUCGCCCAGGUUCAGUUCAAGAGCUUCGACAUAACAGAUUAUGGAGUGUGCUACGUGACGGAUAUCCUCGAUGGGUUGAGAUCCAAUAAUACAGUGGUCAUCCAGGACAUCCCAGAGACUGGCGAUAUGCUCAUUUCCAUUCCCAAGAGGGAACAAACACCAACAGAGAUUGAGAACACGUGCGUCUUUGCGGCUGAGGUUGUUGAAUUGUGCAGGAAUGCUUCUCAGUACUCAAUCCUCUUCCAGAAGUUCGUCCGCUACUAUCAUUACAAUUUUGGGCUGCAGUGCCGCCUGAGUGACUACGGAUUCCUCAAGUUGGCCGAUCUUCUUGAGGCUAUCAGUGGCGUGAUUGAGCUGGAAUUCACCAAUUACGAGCAGAAAAGGAUCUUCUUGUCACCAAAAGUGGCUCAGCGUGUUUUUGUUGAACAAAUCUACCAGAUCCUCUCGUGCACCGUGAAUGUCGCCACACCAGUGAAGCUCACCACUUUGCUGCACUGCCACAAAGACAAGUUCGGAUAUCAGAUAUUGCCACAAUCUCUUGGUUUCAUGAGCAUGGAGGAUGCCAUCCAGAAUCUCCCCUUCGUGGAGGUGAUCAGAAAACGAGGAAUUCCGUGGAUACUUUGCCACUACAAUAGUGCGACAUUUAACAGUAUUUGCUACAUCGCUUGCUCCGUCUUUCUCGAAGCGCACACGGAUCACAUGCUCCUCAUAGACUUCAAGAAGUUGAUGCAACAGAAAAGUAUUCCGCUAAUGGAUUCUAAAAUAAGCGCCAUGAGCAAUUUCUUUGAGUUGGGAGUUAUGAAUGGUCUACAAAUGAUCUUCUUAAGUCCGACGAUUAAGUUUCUCUUCUCCGUGAUUGAUGUCUUGAGCAAAACUUUCGGCCUCAGCAUUGUAGAUCUUAAAUCAAUGAUGAAUCUCAGCAUUAGCAGCUGCUUCGCAUUCGGAUACCCAAAUAUCUCUUCGAUGCUCAUGGCCUAUCCUGACAUCUUCAUUCUAUCGCCGUCCACAAACAUCUCUGAGCGCAGCGCUGUGAAACUUAAUGAGGAUUUCAUGCUGCUGAAGUACAACUUGAGCGACUAUCUCGAGUCCAUUCGCAAUAAUUCAUCAUCAGAGCACAAUUUCUCUCAGAACAGUAUGUUCAGCAUGAGACAAUUCAGCUCCCUUCCACCACCGCCUGGACUGGGAUUCCCGUCGACUUCCAGGCCUUUUGACAUGUCAACUGAGUCACUGUACGGACAUCCAUCAGCAACAUCAACGUCUUAUAAGCACUCAGUGCAGGAAUCCCAAUUGAAACUCUUCGAGCGACGAAAUGGUCCUGACAGUCUUCUGUAUGGACUGAAUUCACUGAGUCACCUCGCAUCGCUUUUCUGUGAUCCACCGAAGCCAGACACUCCGCCGUCGAACUCCAAUCUGCCCUACUGGCUUGAUCCCGUGUGGCGUUACCAGAAGACCCCGCCGAUCGAAUGCCUUAACAUUCAACUGCCAGAACUCAGCACUGUGAACGUAUUCCCCAUUGUCAUGUCCCCUUUCGCUCUGCACGAUCAAUUCCAGUUCCAAGUGCCCCCUGACUCCCAGCAGGGAAUACCUCAGCCCAAAGACCACAAGUCCGAUGAUAAGUAGAACAAUUGAUGAUAGCCAAAUGCAUGAUACGAUAGAUUUUGUAGUGAAUUUUGCAUGCUCACAAUAAAGAGAGAACCAUGAUAUGAAUAAA